Messenger RNA from Phycodurus eques (leafy seadragon), 4877 nucleotides. RefSeq names its product oxidized low-density lipoprotein receptor 1. The transcript has 8 exons. The record is from RefSeq and is a predicted model, not a curated record. Lineage: Eukaryota; Metazoa; Chordata; Actinopteri; Syngnathiformes; Syngnathidae. The coding region runs from base 126 to 1097 and encodes 323 amino acids.
ACUCACACUUGAGUUUCAUUUUUGGGCCACAAAGCUGCUCGUCCCUCCUAACGUUUACUAGCUGGGAUGUACUUAAACCUUUUGCUGGAUUAGUAUUUUUAUUUUAUUUGUUUUUGGGUGGAAUUAUGGCAGAGGAACUCAAUUAUGUGACAGUCAAAUUCAACUCUCACCAGCUGCCGAACAACGCCGUGGUCUACGAAGACGUGAGGAGCAAGCUGGACACGUGGGCAGAGCAGCGCGUCACCCAAGAGAAGUGCGGCGAAGUGGAGGAAAUCUACGAUGACGUGAGGACCAAGGAGUUACCUUGCAGUCUGCCUCACAUGUUCCAAGAAAACGUGUCGAAAGUGUCGCACCACAUACCUGCCACCCUGGCAGUGGCCACUCUGGGUGUCCUUUGCGUCAUCCUCAUAUCUGUCAUCAUUGCCCUCACCCUGCACCUGAACGUCGUCACGGCCGAGCAACGCCGGCAGAACGUCAACCUGACGGCUCAGAACGAACACGUGCGGGCCGAGCUGGAGCUAUUGCGGGAACGAGCUCAGGAGCUGAGUUGGGAGCGGGACCAACUCAACUGGACCAUGGGCAUGGUCCUCCAGUACGACAAUUUCCCCGUCAUCACCUACUGUCCGCAAAGAGUUUUAAGCCUGUGCAAGCCGUGCAUGGACGACUGGCUGCUGUUCGGCUCCAAGUGUUACUUGUUUGUGCACUCACCUUACUACAGCGGUUGGAUGGACUGGCAGGACAGUGUUGAUGACUGCAGGCGGAAGAAUGCACACCUGCUGCUCAUUGAAAGCCAGGAAGAACAGGUGAACAUAACAGAAUUCAUCACAAACCACACGAGGUACUACCAAGACGACAAGCACGGCUACUGGAUAGGCCUAAACAAGACCGAACUCUCGGAGAACUGGAAGUGGAACGAUGGACGCAACCUCACUCUGGCGUUCUGGAGAGAUGAAACCUAUUACAUCAGAAACCGCUGCGCUCUGAUGUCAAAGUCGCUGACAUCAACGUCGCUGGACAACUGGAGAAGAGUCUACUGCGACAUGAAGAACAGAUUCAUCUGCGAAACCAAUGUCUUCACCAAACUUGAUCUACACUAAUACAUCACUUUCAUACAAAACAAAUACACACCCAAUCUGUCUGUGAAGCCAGCUUUGAUAGGUAAGUGUAGCCAACAAGAAUGCUCGCAAGACAACUCGAGGUGCCUCGUGAGCACUCAGGCUAAGUGUAGCACAGGAACUAUCUGGUUAGCUAACUUGAUAAACCUCACUUAAUCGCGAGCUGGUUCCAAGCUAAGUUGAGGUAAGUAGCUCAUGAGAAGACUCUCAAGGUAAAUUUAGCAAAAUCCUAAAUAGUAAUAUAAAUUGUAGCUAGCGGCGGCACGGUGGACGACUGGUUAGAGCGUCAGCCUCACAGUUCUGAGGACCCGGGUUCAAUCCCUGGCCCCGCCUGUGUGGAGUUUGCAUGUUCUUCCUGUGUCUGCGUGGGUUUUCUCCGGGCACUCCGCUUUCCUCCCACAUCCCAAAAACAUGCAUUAAUUGGAGACUCUAAAUUGCCUGUAGGUGUGAAUGUGAGUGCGCAUGGUUGUUUGUUUGUAUGUGCCCUGCAAUUGGCUGGCAACCAGUUCAGGGUGUACCCCGCCUCCUGCCCGAUGACAGCUGGGAUAGGCUCCAGCACGCCCGCGACCCUAGUGAGGAGAAGCGGCUCAGAAAAUGGAUGGAUUGUAGCUAGCGAGCUAAGUAGCCAACAAGAAAAAUUGGCAAACCAAAUCUAGUUUAGUAAUAUCUGAUUUAAGUAGCUAACUAGAAACAUCUCGUUCAGUAGCUAGCUGGUUAGCUCAUGAGUGGAGUAGAUAGCUUGGCAAGUCGUAGCUAGCUGGCUAGUGAGAAAGCUUUCAAGCUAAAUCUGGUUCAGUAGCUAGCAGUCAAGUAGCUCACUAGCGAGCUUGGCAAUUCAAAACUAGCACAGUAGCUAGCUGGUUAAGUAUCAAACUGGACAAUUGGGCAAGCCAAAUUUAGCUUAGUAGCUCAGAAGCUAAGUAACUACUAAACAUCCAUCCAUUUCCCAUAUCGCUUAUCCUCAGGCAAGCCAAACCUAAUGCGGUACUUACCAGGGUAAGUAGCUGACUAAAGAUCUUGCCAAGCCAAAUCUAGUUUAUUAGCUAGAGGUAGGUUGCGAACUACAAAGUUUGGGUACCACACAAGCUACAGUGAGCUAAGUAGCUUGCUUGCCAGGUAAAUCUAAUCUGGUUGUACAGCUUGUUAGCACCCACACUAAAACAAGGUUAUGGACAGCUAAAAAAAAACAAAAAACAAUAACUAACUAAACAACUGACAAUGCAGGGAGCUUAAUUAUUUAUUAUGCUAUAAAAUUAGCCUAGAGAGACUUAAUUUUAAAUUUUUCUAGACAGUGGUGUGUAGUAACACUUAGUAUUUAGCAACCACGUUGUGCAACCAUGGAAAAUAAUUAACGCAAGUCUGUGGCACAAUAGCAUCCAGCAUCAUCGUUGGGGCAAGUUAAGAAAAAAAAUUUAAACUCAACAUUUUAACAGAUUGGUCGUUACAUUUGAAUAGCAAAUACAGGAAUCAUUAAAGACGUGAGGAUUUAAAAAAAAAAAAAAAAAUUUAGUUGCAACAAAAAGUUGCAUUUAUCAACAGAUUCUUCAACACAAUUUUUCAACUUCCUCUAUGUACAUCUCAUGUGGGAUUUUAGUUUCCAAGAAGCUGAGUUGCACAAUCUGCCUUUGCGCCAUGUCGUCGUUUAAUUUAACGAAUGUAAACUAAAAUACCCUGAAGGCAUCUGUGAGAAUAAAGUAUCCUGAUACUACUGUAUACACACAAUUUUUUGCAUGUUUGGGUGUCAACUGUGGAAGAGUUCAGAUACUAUGGUAUUUAGUGGUUUAAAUAGACAAGAUUUCCAUUUAAUGUGCAUAUUUUCUUUUUGUGUGGCAAAAAUAAAUCACAUUUCAGGUCAAUAUUCUGUACAUUGAUACGGCCUGCCAACCAUUUCAAAUAUCCGUUGCAUUAAUUUACUUGUUUUAUCCAAAUAUUUGUUUAUUCAAAUAGUUUACAUUAUGAAUUUUUUAAUUGUAUCAAAUUAAAUAUUUGGUUGUUUUAUUGUAAUGAUACUUAAAAAUAAUACAAUUCGUAAAAUGUUUAACAUUUUAUAUGAUUAAAAGUUUAAUUAAUAUUAAAUUAUCCAUACAUUACAAAUUAAUUUAUUAUGAAGUAUUAUUUUAAUAUAUGAAAUAAAUUAAAAUACAUCAGACCCCAGCUGUUGGCAGGGGACAGGGACUGCGCCGGAUCACGGAUAGCGAAACUCCACAAAUAAUUUUAAUUGCCGUUAAUUUAAAAAUAAUAAUACCAAUAACUGCAGAUUGAGUAAAAAAAAAAAAAAAAAAAAAAGGCGGAUCAGAUUAAAAAACAAAAAAAAUGCAUAUAAACUGGGGUUUCCGCAAAUAAUGUAGGGUAGGUUCCAGAAAAGUCAGUGAAUAGAUGAAUUUGCGAAUUUUCAGGGGUCUACUGUACACAUGUAAAAAAACGUAUGCAUUUGAAUAUAUAGUUGAACCUUUUUCCCCCCCUUUUUUAAACCCGAUCUACAAAUGACCAGGCCCAUCUGUCCCUUAAAAAAAUGAAAACAAAUAAAAAUCAAAUGGCCCUUGAGCACAAAAGUUUGCCCAGCCAUAAUUUCAACACUACAGACUUCACUACUGCCUCUAGGAGACAUAUACUAAUGGAAGCACAUUUUAAAAAUGUAUUAAUUUAUUUUCAGUCAUUAAAAAAAAUUCAUAGGCAAUAAAUUCAAAAUGGGGUUCAACAGAAUUUCAGCACAAUUUGUCAUGUUGUUAGUCGGUAAGCUUCCAGUGACAUGCUAAUUACAUUAUCAUCUGCAAGGUAAAUAAUGAUUUCAUAUGUAAUUGAUAUUUAACUAUUUGGUUUACUCAUAUCACACUGAGUGUGUCACUUUACGGUCCAUUUCUCAUUCAAAACGAGGCUGAAGAUGAUCGGACGGACUUAAACGCCCAUCAAACAAGUCAGUUAUGCAUUUAUUGGCAGAUAGGCUUCAGUCACUAUAGAAGAACAAAAGUUAGUCUUUGGACUUUUUCUUCUUCUUCUUUGGUGGAGGAUGUGGUUGUGCUUCCUCGCUGAUGUUUGAGUCCUUUUUCCUUUUCUUCUUGACUUGAUGUUCGGAAACGAGUAGCUCUGAUUCUCCGUGGUUACUCUGCUCUUCUACUGCAACUUGCUGCUCUUUCUUCUUUUUCUUCUUCUCCAGAAACGGAGUGGUGUCAAGCUCUGGACUUUUAAACUCUGCCUUUUUCUUCUUCUGCUUCCUCUUGUGGGCUGCGUCACCGUUUUCUACGCAUCUCACCUCCUCCUUCUUCUCGUUGCUCCUUUUCUUUUUCUUCUUUUUGAGCUUGACGUCAGAAGGUUCCGAAAGAGCAUCGUUUAGUUCUUCAGUCUUCUCCUUGGAUAUCUUCUUUAUUUUUAGCUCGUCGUCUUCCCGCCUGACAAGGUUCUUCUUUCCGUACUUGGCCAUGAAGUCAGCCUCCUGCUGCUCCAGCCGGGCUAGCUUAGCGCUCAUGUUCAAGCCAUGCCUGGCUCCUCUGAAAAAACAAAAGAACAGAAAACAAAAUGAGCAUCUAAAAUAUAUUGAGUCCUAAAGAUGUGUUUCUACAAACGGACUGACUUGUGGGCAGUGCGUCCUCCACAAGCCUUCAUGAGGUCACAAUCAGACAGACUGGAAAGAAUCAGAAACAUGUCAAAAGCAUUAAUGAGUUCCCGAGUUUUUAAUUCUGUUGAUUUAUCUUUGAUACAACAUUUUAUGCUUCAAUUCCACUGAUGAACAUAAGAAUGAAAACAUCCAUCCAUCCAUCCAUCCAU